Pelodiscus sinensis (Chinese soft-shelled turtle) is the source of this 930-nucleotide messenger RNA. Its product is annotated as olfactory receptor 14C36-like. Gene Ontology annotation, biological process: G protein-coupled receptor signaling pathway. Lineage: Eukaryota; Metazoa; Chordata; Testudines; Trionychidae. Gene Ontology annotation, molecular function: olfactory receptor activity; G protein-coupled receptor activity. The record is from RefSeq and is a predicted model, not a curated record. Gene Ontology annotation, cellular component: membrane.
AUGAAGGAAAUGCCCAACCGAAGCACCGUGACCGAGUUCCUUCUCCUGGGCUUCUCUGAUGUCCGGGAGCUGCAGAUUUUGCACUUUGUGGUGUUCCUGGUGGUUUACUUGGCUGCCCUAAUGGGGAACCUUCUCAUCAUCUCAGCUAUCGUCCUCGAUCAUCUUGUUCACACCCCCAUGUACUUCUUCUUGGUGAACCUGGCCAUCCUAGACCUUGGCUCCAUCUCCGUCACCCUCCCCAAAUCCAUGGCCAACUCCCUCCUGAACACCAGGUUGAUUUCAUAUCGUGGAUGUGCUGCCCAAAUCUUUCUCUUCGUCUUCUUUGCUGAAACCAAUAUCACCUUGCUCACCGUGAUGGCCUACGAUCGGUAUGUCGCCAUCUGCCAACCACUUCACUAUGAGCGAGUGAUGAACAAGGGGGCUUGUGUCAAAAUGGCCACCGGUGUCUGGAUGGCUGGUAUUGUCUACUCUGCCCUGCACACCGGGAACACCUUCCGGUUACCCUUCUGUCGGUCCAAUGUCAUCCACCAGUUUUUCUGUGAAAUUCCCCCGCUCCUCAAGCUGGCCUGCUCCGACUCCUACCGCAGUGAAGUUGGGCUUCUCACUGCUAGUGUGUUUUUAUCUUUUGUCUUCUUUGUUUUUAUCAUCGUGUCGUAUGGGCACAUCUUGAAAGCUGUGCUGAGAAUCCCCUCGGAACAGGGCCGGCACAAGGCCUUCUCCACCUGCCUCCCUCACCUCGCCGUGAUCUCUUUGUUGAUGUGCACGGCUGUCUUUGAGUACCUGAUUCCCACCUCCAGCUCGGCCUCAAAGGUGGAUCUGCUGACGGGAGUCCUCUACGCUGUGGUGCCUCCUGUGAUGAACCCGGUCAUCUACAGCAUGAGGAAUAAGGAGAUCAAAGCUGCGCUGAAGAGAUGCACUGGGUGGAGGUGA